Meleagris gallopavo (turkey) is the source of this 1443-nucleotide messenger RNA. NCBI's taxonomy places the organism in Eukaryota, Metazoa, Chordata, Aves, Galliformes, Phasianidae. The record is from RefSeq and is a predicted model, not a curated record.
CGGGCCGUUCUGUGACUCUGUGAUUCUGCCCAGGUUCUGCUGAAUGGCAGCUCGGCGGCUCCUCCAUCCAUCAGCAGAUUUGCAAUCUAGGAUGCAAGAAGCUCCUUCUGGGCAGGGAAUGUGGGACACUCCUAACGCCCUCCACCGCAUCCCCAUCCCCUCACAUCCACAGAAAGAUCCAUAGAUGGAUCCAGGACUUGACCACCCCCUGAUAGACUUAUCCAGUGCUGGAGCACAUGGCGCUGGCAGCCCCAUUCUGCCUGAAUUGAUGGCAUUGCUUUCUCCCCUAUCCCUGUAAAAGGACUCUGCUGCAGUUCUCUUGUUAGAAUACGAACAAAAAUCACAUUGCUGCUCAGUUCACAAAAUCCGCAGUGCGCUGUGGUGUCAGCAGCUAGGAGUCAUCCACAGGAGAACAGAACAGCUUCUCUCCGUGGGUGCUGCUCCCCCACUUGUGAGGGCCAGCAGAGCCCUGAACCCAUUCGAAAAUCUCGUUAUUGGGAGGACUAACGAAUGUCAGGCACAGACGUUCAUCCCACGGGAUGAGAAGAAUGACAUGAGCUGAGUCCGGGCUGCUGCAAUUAGUCACAGACGUCAGUGUAAUGGGGUGGCUGAGUAAGAAUGCCUGUAAGAAUGGAGGACUUCUGUGGAAUUCCUAAAGAUACAAAAUCUUCACUGUACCCCAGGAAAAGUGCUGGAGGAAGAAGUGUCCGGCCAGUCCUUGGGCCCUGGCUGCUGCGGAAGCUGUUGGGUAGAAACGCCAACUCCAUCACCCAUGUAUUUCACCUUGUGUCCUCUUCCUAUUCCCUGCAGGGACAUCGUGCUGGCAUCACACCUGAGGCCUCUAGAGAAGAAGGACAAGAUGGGGAACAAGAGAAACGUGCUCUGGAACCCCUGUGCAGGCCACACGAGGGGCCAGCAAGUCACCGAGGUGGAGAUACCGCAGGAGCUGGAGCAAUUGCCUGGAACCUCUGCCGAAUUUUACAGAGAUUGGCGCAGGUGCUUAAAAAGUGGAAAAGAAAAAUACCAGCUGUUGCUUAAACUGGAGGGGAAGGCCUUGAGCAGAAUCUUUCAGGCCGAGUUGGGUUUUGGCCUCCUGGGUGAGUUCCUUACCGUGCUGGCAGAGAACGUCUGCCAUGAAGACAGAGAUGCUGUCCUUCAGAUCUUACAGAGCCUUUCUGGCACCAAACGCUUUGGGUUAAACCUGGAUCUUCUGAGCACGUCAGAAAAAGAGAGCACCAGGGAUCUGUUUAGGAAGCUGCAGAGCAUGAGUGGGGGUUAUUGGACCCCUGGCCAUCCCUGUGGCAAAGCAGAGGGGGAAGCCCACCCCACCGACACCGUCUUGCAGAAGGAAGCCGAGGAAAGGAGAGUGAUAGAGCUGAUGAGAUGCUACCAGGCCAGCUGAAGGAGCAGCGGUGGUUCUGCCAAAUAAAGGUUAGGAACAGA